GCGGACCCCACUCUUGCCUUGUCUCUGUUCCAAAUCCAUUUAUUCCAGGCUUUUGUCAUCUCCACUCACUAGCUUCCCUCUGCGAAGUUUUGUGGCCCCACAAACAGUGUCUCCCUCUCUUCGACUGCUGACGCCCUCCACCUGUCCUUGAUAAACAUCACCUCGAUUUUCUUGCAUGUUGCCCGAGUAUCGCUGAUUAGAAUAAUAAGUGCUUUCCAGGCGCACCUUUUGUGAUGUUGCUCAUUGCUGUCAGAUUGGAUUCCCUUGUACUCUAGUUCUCCGUUCGCACCGUUAUUCCUUGCGGCCGAUUAGUGCAUGUUUGCGGCAUCUUUGCAUAGCUCAGUAGUUUUUGAAUGCCCAUUUCAUCUGGGCCACAGAUUGCUGCUUUCGGGUUGGAACUCCUCGGCCUCAGCGUCAAUGGUGCAACAUAUCGUAUGGCCAUCCGGUGUAAUUUGGAGUGAACCUUCGGAGACCGGCAUCAACCCUGAAAAUCUACGAGGGAAUCGUGUCUUUGCAGAAUAUCACUAAACCCCCAAGCGGAACAGACAAAGUUCGAUCCAUGCAGGCAGUCCUACCAUAUGAGAUCAGGCCGAAGGGUUGCGUUAGCGAGCAGUUCAAGAUGAUUUGUGAAAGCAGAGCAGGGUUACAGUACGCAUGUGGACAAACCAGCAGCAUGUAUUACAAUGUGGCCGACAGUGUACCUUGUAAAACCACCAGUUUCCCAAUGUUAUCCUUACACAACAGCGCUGAGCAAAUUCUGCCUUCUUUGCCUGUCAUCCAUGGCAACAUGGCUCAAGACUUCCAACAGAUUGAAACAAUGAAUAGAGCCGCUGUACUACCUCAGAUAGAAGAUCCAUACAACUUCUUGACGCAACCUGCGUCACGAGGGCUAUCAUGGUGCUUCGGACUACAAUCGGACGUUGCCAAGGAGUGGUCAUAUCUAGUAAAUAAAAGUGGCACGCAUGCAGCAGGUUCCAAAGUUGCAGCUGAGACCUGCGUAGAGGGGGGAAUAGUGGUCGUGCGCAGCCUCUCAUGUCCAUGGUCUUCCACGAACGUCCAGGAUACAUACCGAAGCGCGGACAGUGACCUCAUUCUGUUUCACCGCAUUCUAGACGACGCAUUUCCUUCCGAUUGCAGGCAAGUAGGGUGGUGCAAGUAUUGUGCAACACUGGAGAAGGAAUUGAUGAGCUCGUUGGAGGUGAAGGUCUCGAAGUGGGCCGAUGAUAACAGCUUGGUGGGUGCAAACUUCAAGCAGAUGGACCAGUACUUCGAGCCAAGGACGACUAUGCCAGUCGUUGAGCAUGACAGCCGAAAGCGGAAAUAUGAACAGAACGACUGGGAAAGUGAUCGGGCUCAGGUGCUGCUGAAACUGAAUGAACUUAACACACGUACGAAGAAAGCAGAGCAGAGAGUGCUGGAGCUUGAGCAAUUGUUGCGAGAUCCUGUGGUCCUGGGCCUUGACGACACGUGUGAUGACUCUGAUAUUGUCACUUCUGCAUCGCAACACGGCUACUUCCAUGAGUCAGAGAUGCUGGUCUGCAAAAUCGCCGGUUGCAACAAAACUUUCAAGUCCAGCAAGACGCUCCGUCGCCAUGCCCUGCAGAAGCACUCUGACAAUGCCCGGUUUCUGGUGUGCAACCAGCCCACGGUGAAUGGAGAGAUGUGCCACUUCGAGACGAUUCAUUCGGGGGUUCUGUCAUACCACCGAAAGCACAGCUUGGCGCAUCAACGGAGAGAAGACUGGCACAUCUCCUGCCCCUUCUGCCAGAGCAAGUUUGCGCGGCAGCACGAGAUGGAGCGCCACCGUCGGAUCUGCAAAUCCCGGCCCCAACCAUCGCAGGCCUCGCCGAACUCGAACGGAUCGUCGGUCCAGUCAACCGUAACUGGAACUCUAUCAGAAGCUAGCCUGAACCACCCCACGCAACUACCGGACUACAUGGUUCCCACUCGGAGGAAUUACGACCACCAGCUCUUCAAGAUGUCUGGUACCAAAUUUAACAUCGAAUCAGGUAUCACAUUGUGAUACAUCACAUCUGAGAUAUCAUCAGAUGACCUACAGGCUCGGCUUGCACCUACUCUUUACUCGCUUUAUCAUCACCCACAGGCUGAGACUUCUCGUUCAUGCAGACCCCUGUCAGCGUUACUCAAACGAGAGAAGUCAGCGCCAAUUGUGCUGCAUAUGGCCGGUCUGUAAUUGAGCGACAUGGUCUUAGAACUGUUGUGGUUUUCGUCCAGCAAAUCAUGCUUGGAGCCUCUAGAUAAAGUGACCUCGUCGAGCUGACAGACUUAGAGUGAGUGAACGGCAGCUCUCUUUUUCUCUUCUACGUGUACGCAGAGCGACGUGCUCUGUCAAGUCUUGUCUAUUUGAUCUAUACUAGGAGGUGGCCAUUGGGUGACAAGUGGUCAAUGCAGGUUCUGAGAAUGCACGAUGGCGAAGCUGUGCACUGUGAACUUCUCGAGCCUGAAGCUUGUCACGUAAUGGCCAUUACCCGCAUUAUUGACUGACAGGAGGAUGUUCCACUACAGGACAUUCCUGCAGUUGAAUGGACCCCCUCAUGCCCUUCAGAGUUUGGGUGUCAUCCGAUUAGGAUAUUUAGAUUUAGAAGGGGAUUUUUUCAUCCUUUUUUAUCUUAAUUUUUUAUUCCCUUUUUAUUUUUCUCUUCUUUUGAAAAGUUCACCAGACAUUUGAUUUAUAUUUAUGCCUUAACUCCCUAUGGCGAGAUCACAGGGGGUGUUGGUCAUGUAGUUUUAGAUGCAUAUGGUUUAAGCGAUACAUAAUUUAUGUACAACGCUCAUUUGUGUGAAACAUCAAAUAAUUUGUUCCAAAUGUAUAUUUACAUACUCUUCUUCAAAGUA
Messenger RNA from Physcomitrium patens, 2856 nucleotides. RefSeq lists its product as uncharacterized. The record is from RefSeq and is a predicted model, not a curated record. Lineage: Eukaryota; Viridiplantae; Streptophyta; Bryopsida; Funariales; Funariaceae.